Colletotrichum graminicola M1.001 is the source of this 2631-nucleotide messenger RNA. Its product is annotated as fungal specific transcription factor domain-containing protein. The transcript has 2 exons. Bases 1 to 2631 code for a protein of 876 amino acids. Lineage: Eukaryota; Fungi; Ascomycota; Sordariomycetes; Glomerellales; Glomerellaceae. Gene Ontology annotation, molecular function: DNA binding; zinc ion binding. Gene Ontology annotation, biological process: DNA-templated transcription. The record is from RefSeq and is a predicted model, not a curated record.
AUGCUCGAGGGUAUGCUCCUGGAAAAGGGCGUCCAACCCCCUCCUGCUGUACACCCCCCUAAAUCGAGACAUGAAGCUCCGAUGCCCACAGGAAUGCCACACGGACAGCAGAAGGAUUUGGACGAGCGAUUAAAUGCUCCCGAAGUUCCUUCUCCGCCCGAAUCUGGGACAGAAGAUUGCAAAGAGCCUUCGCCCAAAGGACAGUCUUCUUCCUGUCUGCCCGAAACGGGCGUGGAGGAUGCUAUCCAACGCCUUCUGUCAGUGAGAGGAACACACUCUUUUGAUCAGUUCGCGGGACGGCUACGGUUUUUCGGGCCUACCUUUAACCCUCUUGCACGUCAAACAGAGCCCACGGACGAUUCUGUAUGCCGCGAGCCGCCAGAACAAGUCCGCCGAGCUGAGAACAUUAUCCGAUCCUUGACAGGCCCGACUCACGACUAUCUUAUGAACAACUUCUGGACGCAUUACAACAGCGUGCUCAGGGUUGUUCAUCGAGAAACUUUCGAGUCUAGCCGGGAGUCUCAGGACCCAAAGUUCUACUCGCCAUUGCUACACGUUUCAAUUUUGGCCAUGGGAUUCCGCUUCGCCGACCCUGGCCGAGAAGACACCAGGCGGAUUGCAUUGGCAAACCGGGAGAGCAGCUUACACAGGGAGGCCAAACGCAUGCUCGAGGUUGUGCUCGAAAGGUCUGGCGGCAUCCCUAGUGUGCAGGCUCUCUUACUUCUCAGCGAUUUGGAAUGCGGCGUCGGAAGAAACCAUACAGGCUGGAUGUAUGCUGGAAUGGCCAACAGACUGGCUUUCGACAUUGGUCUUCACAUUGACAGUCGUGAGAAUGGGAUUGGCGAGCAUGAGGCCGACGUCCGUCACACGGUGAUGCGAGCUUGUGUAGUAUACGACAGGUACUGGGCGCUGUUUCUUGGUCGGCCAACUAGUAUAAAGACCCAGGAUAUUGGCAUCAACCUGCCCUACAGAGGGUGCUCGCAGAAGUUGGCCUCACUCGCGGGACGACCUGGACAUGCCAACACUACAAACGAUGCCGCGGAGAUAUACGACUAUCUUGUCGAGUUGAUGGAGCUCGCUGGUUGCAUCCUUGAAACGGGCGACAGACGUCAGGCCCGGGAUGCACUUCAAUACAACGCCUACGUAUACGCCAUCGACCUGCAUCACCGUCUUCAAAAAUGGUACAGACGGUUACCUGAGCAUCUGCGAUGGAAACCUGCCAACAGCAAACAUGCCCCUCUGGGAUAUUUUCUUCUGCACCAGCAAUACCAUGUGUCCAUGAUACUGCUCCAUCGCCCAUGGGCAAUGCACGCAGAGAACGGCGGUGACGACAAAAGCACCGGUCCGUACUCGACUCCAGAUUCAAGUUCUGCCUCGGUAGGGCCUUCAAACCAGCAUCUCAACGACCCUCCGGAGACGAAAAGCCCCCAUCUGGACAUGGAACCUGGCAGAACAGCGUCUUCUCGUAGAAUCUGCGAUUUUCACGCAACAUGUGUAGCAAAGAUAUUCUGGCAGCACCGCCAGAAAUUUGACGGUACCAAGAUCGUCAUUACAGCCGUCCAGCACGCUGUGACGGCAGUCAUUGCCCUGGUCGCGGCAGCAACGUAUACCCAGAGUGAUUCCGACAGACGAAAAUACCUUGCGCACCUCGAUAUACUGAAAAGCGCCAUCAGUGACAUGGGGCGAGUGUACGAACCAGCGGCAAGCAUGGAGGCUCUUUUGAAGGUUGCUCUCAUGCAGCUCCGAUCCAACAUUGGCAACCCCAGCGACUCUUGUCGGCCGCCAGUCGCGUUUACCGACAGUGAACACGGUUCGCUUUUGACCUCGGGCGGGAGACGCAGUGUGGAUAGUGUUCAUCUGGUCGUGCCGGCGAGGCGCGAAGCAAAUACUUUCGACGCUCAACCGUACAAGAGACGGCGUCUAUCUGCCCCUAGUCGAGGAACCUUGGGGUUCGACCGUCCGACUCUACCAUACCUCACCGAACAGUCCAAAAAGUCGCCUCGCAGGUCUUCGCAAAGCUACUGCCAUGUCGGCAGUUACCCUUCGUUCGGCCUGAAUGCACUUACCACAAGCGACAGUGAUGGUUCUGGUUUCAACUUGGCCCUCUUCAAUAGGCCAAGUAGCGAGCUACAUGGGCCCUUGGGAAAUAAUAUCAACCCUAGAGAGGAGUCUAGCCUUGUUACCACGCCAUCUGACAGUUGGCAAAUUAACACACUCGACGAAAGCGUCACACCCAUGUCCGAACAGGGAGACUUCGGUUACGAUGAGUUGAUGAGCGAACACGACUCAGGUACAACGAGCGUCGGCUUUGAUUCGCCGUCAAUCUCUCACGAUCUCGUCCGGGGAAGUGAAGAUAUUGGCCCAAAAACCGCGACCGUGUCACGAAGGCUCAGAGGCGAUCAGAUGACCCAGAGCAAUACCGAGAGUAAGACAAAGAACCAGAUUACCUCGCCGGUAGCAGACUUCUUAUGCCAUGGGGGUAUGGGCUGGAUAGGCGGCGAGAACGCUCUCAACACAGUGUGCUCUGUGAGCCUUGGUGAGCUGGUGCAGGAUUCAAUCGCGGACGCGGUAGUCAGGGAUAGGGCACGCGGAGCCCCCAGAAACCAUGAACUGGAUUUUUUGAGUCUUUGA